AUUUCCUCGUAGAACCCUAAUUUCUUGGAAGAAAAGAGAAUGUGGCCACAAGGCGGAGUGGCCGCCGCGACGCUUACCCUCGGAUUUGGAGCGCUUGGAAUCGCCGGCAUUGGCAUUCUUACGCUCGCCGUUCACCCGACAUGGCUCGUCAGGAUCGUGCAAACGAGGCAGCGAAGAGUCUUGUUUCUCGAUCAAAGACGAGAAAAGCACGAGCUUCUGGUCGCGCUCACUCUGGACGAUGGGCCUCACAGAGACAUUACACACGAGCUACUGGACAUUCUUGAGGAAAACCACAGCAAAGCGACGUGGUUCCUGAUAGGAAGUAAUAUGGACAAGUGCCCAGAGGUGGUCGAGAGAAUUUACAAAGAAGGGCAUGAGGUUGGGAACCACACCAUGUACGAUUGUGCUUCCUGGCGUCUCUCUCCGGAGGAGUUUACUGCCCAGCUUCUGGCCACAGAGAGACGGCUCGAACCAUUUUUCCGUAAAGGCGAGGACGGGAAACCGUGGAAGUGGUUUCGACCCGGGCACGGCUUCUACAAUCGAGAAAUGAUAGAUCUUGUCGAGGGGUACGGCUACAAAUUGGUACUCGGCUCUCUGUAUCCUCUCGACACGUUGUUCAGGAACAAAGGAAAGUUGAUUGCAAAGUACCUAUUGUGGAGGGUUCAUCCCGGUGCUAUUAUCGUUCUUCACGACAGGGAACAGCAGAAGAUACAGACUCCGGAGGUGCUAAGGGUACUUCUCCCCGAGCUUAAACGAAAGGGCUAUUCGGUCGUGACUAUUCCGGAACUACUUAAACUCCAGUGAGAGAUCAGCAUAUUCCAUAGGUUCUUACGACGAUGGGGUGUGCGGCUUCUAGACCCGGUAUGUUUUGCUCCUUCGAUGGCUGUACCCAAAUCGUCAAUUUAUGCGAUCUAUUUGUGUGAGCUCCAAGUUCGAAGCU
This is a messenger RNA of Selaginella moellendorffii, 940 nucleotides long. RefSeq names its product chitooligosaccharide deacetylase. Gene Ontology annotation, molecular function: hydrolase activity, acting on carbon-nitrogen (but not peptide) bonds. The transcript has 9 exons. Gene Ontology annotation, biological process: carbohydrate metabolic process. Gene Ontology annotation, cellular component: membrane. NCBI's taxonomy places the organism in Eukaryota, Viridiplantae, Streptophyta, Lycopodiopsida, Selaginellales, Selaginellaceae. The coding region runs from base 40 to 804 and encodes 254 amino acids. The record is from RefSeq and is a predicted model, not a curated record.